Molecule: messenger RNA, 915 nt
Organism: Thelazia callipaeda (thelaziosis nematode)
Lineage: Eukaryota; Metazoa; Nematoda; Chromadorea; Rhabditida; Thelaziidae
Source: the annotation of a GenBank genome assembly
AUGGAAGAAGUCAAAAAGGAAAGCGAUAUCGGAGUGGUAGAUAAGGUAGAACCAAUGGAAGUAGAUAAUGUGGAUAAUAAUGACGAGAGGAAAGAUGGGAGCGAAGAUGAAAGCAGUAGUAGUAGUGAAGAAAAUAUUGAGUUUAUGGUCAUUAAUCGAGAAAAACGAGCAAAUGCUGGUAGCAAAAUGGCGCAGUUAUUAGAGUCUGUUGUACAUGAAGACGCAUUUUAUACAAGUACUUAUGAUGGUGGAUUUCUUGAGGAUGAUGCUGAUGAUGCAUUUGAAUCACCUUUAGAAUCCGAACAAGACGAAAUAGAUUCCGAUUUUGAUCGUCCUGAAGAGGAUGAUGAUGCAAUUAGCGAUGUAGAAGAAGAGCCAAAAAGGAAAAAAAGAAAACUUGCAUAUAAAGAGCCAAAAUUAGCAGGGAGUAAUUCUAAAAAAGCACUGCUGCAAAGAAACAAAAAAUGGGUGAUGGCAAGGAUGGGAUGUGUUACUGCAGCUGCAAAUAUUGUCAGUCCAGAGACUCAGGCACAGUAUUUAGAAGAAGCAAAGGAAACAGAGAGAAAAAAUGUAGCAUCACUUAAAAAAUAUGAACAGUUUGAGCUGGAAAAGAAAAAGAAGCGAGAAAAAACAGGUGGCACACGAAAACUGCACCCACCUUACAUCAGUUCUGUUGACGGACCUAAUGGCAAAUGGCUGGUUGUUCCAGAUAUCAAAAAAUUUGACAAGCCGGAGAAGAAAGUUAAACUUCUUUGCUGUGUUACUUCACGUCCAGCAAAGUACCGAGAUCCUGUGACAGAUUUGCCGUAUGCGACACCAGAAGCAUUCAAACUGAUUCGAGAAAAGUAUGUAGAAUACUUGAAAAGCAUGCCAGAGCAUCCAGCAGUAAAAUCUUGGCUUGCUCAGAAAUGUUGA